Messenger RNA from Paralichthys olivaceus (Japanese flounder), 3894 nucleotides. Its product is annotated as TBC1 domain family member 10A. The record is from RefSeq and is a predicted model, not a curated record. NCBI's taxonomy places the organism in Eukaryota, Metazoa, Chordata, Actinopteri, Pleuronectiformes, Paralichthyidae.
GAACAGCCCAGGACGACACUGGGUCUGUGACUCGUCCAGGAGCGGCAGACAGGCGUGAUGACAGGACAACGAGCCGCCGCUGAGCGAGUUACAAACUUGCUAACCUGCUAACACAGGUCAUUAAUGGCUAACUGUGACAAACAAGUGAGUAACCUAGCAUGAGUUUGAUGAAGGUAGAGCCAGUGCAGGGAUCUUUUGGGAGUUUAGGCUAACUAUUCAGUGGCUAGCUAAUGUAAAAUCCGUUAAAGCAAUCGCGUCAGCGUUGCUAGCUAAUGCUAAACCUGUUUAAAGUUGUCUGACAGCUGUGUCGUGACGUUCGGCAACAUUUACUGAGAAAAUAGUUGUAAAAGUCAAGUCAAGAAAUCAUGACGUCGAUGCUAUUUGAUCCGACAACAUAUGCGGAGGAGCACUUUUGACUUAGGGCUGUCAACAAGCUCGCUGGCGUUAGCUAUCCUGGCUAGCCAGCAGCUAGCACUCCUGCUACCAUGGCCAAAAUAGAAAACGGCCGACAGUCGGUGGACACUACGAGCAUCCGGACCAUCAGCAGCAGCCACAUAGACGACGAGAGCUCGCUGGGAUCCGACUCGGAGAUCAACGGCUUCACCAGCGACAGGCAGACCGAUAAAUAUGGAUUCAUUGGCGGGGCGCAGCAGCACUCACAGGCGUCAGCUCAGGAUGUGCCUCCAGAGGUGCUCAGGCAAAGGGAGGUGAAGUGGCUGGACAUGCUCAACCAUUGGGACAAGUGGAUGAUCAAGAGAUUUGACAAGGUGAGGCUGCGGUGCCAGAAAGGAAUCCCUCCUUCCCUCCGAGGCCGUGCAUGGCUCUACCUGUCUGGGGGGAAGGUGAAGAAAGAGCAGAACCAAGGGAAGUUUCAGGAGCUGGAUAGCCAGCCAGGGGAUCCCAAAUGGAUUGAUGUGAUUGAGAAAGAUCUCCAUCGACAGUUUCCUUUUCAUGAGAUGUUUGUGUCACGGGGAGGACACGGACAGCAGGAUCUGUUUCGUGUUCUUAAGGCCUACACUCUCUACAGGCCAGAGGAGGGAUACUGCCAGGCUCAGGCUCCCAUAGCCGCUGUGUUGCUCAUGCACAUGCCUGCUGAGGAUGCCUUCUGGGGGCUGGUCCAAAUUUGUGAGAAGUAUCUUCCUGGCUACUACAGCCCUGGCCUGGAAGCUAUACAGUUAGAUGGAGAGAUCCUGUUCGCUUUGCUGCGACGUGUCUCCCCACUGGCCUUCCGCCAUCUGGAAAAACACAAGAUUGACCCCAUCCUCUACAUGACUGAGUGGUUUAUGUGUGCCUUCUCCAGAACGCUGCCUUGGGCUUCUGUGCUGCGUGUCUGGGACAUGUUCCUCUGUGAUGGAGUGAAGAUAAUCUUCCGUGUGGGUUUGGUGCUGCUUAAGUGCAUGCUGGGGACCCGGGAGAAGCUGAAGGCCUGUCAGGGCCAGUAUGAGACCAUGGAGCUUCUCAGGGCCAUCGAGCCUCGAUACAUGCAGGAGGGUUACCUGGUCCGAGAGAUUCUGGAGGUGCCAGUGACCGCACGAGACGUGGAAAGAGAGCAUCACACCCAGCUGAAGCGCUGGAGGAAGAACCGCGGAGAGCUUAACUUCAAACCGCCUCCCAGGAUGCAUGGCGCACGGCUCGUCAUGUUGGCAGAGCCGCCCAGGCGCCAGGACCUGCAGCAGAACCCCACCAUUGUACUGGAAGUGCCUCAGCCCACCCCGCAGCUGAAGAAAGGCAAGGAAGAGAAGAAGAGCAAGAAGAAGAGGAGCAUGAAGAAAUCCCCACCCAUUAUGGAGAUCCCCAACCCUUACCCUCUUUCAACCGACCCUGCGCCUCCACCUCCACCCACCGAGCCACCUGCCCCACCUCCGGGGGUGGAGACAGCCGAGGCUGUGCCACAAACUGAAACAAACUCAACUCACCAGCAGCAAGCGUCUCCUACAGACCUCCCUCCUGCCAAAGAAUCUCUUCUUCAGCGAUCCACACAAAGCCUUAGUAGCACAGACCAGGACACAUACCUGUAGCUCCAUGUCUGUCAUAGUGUGUGUGUGUGAAUGAAACACCAGCACUCAUCAGCCAACAACCAGCUGGCUUUGUCAGGGUCUCUGACUACCCAGCAUCACUAUCACAAUUUUUCUAGUGUUAGACUGUUUUUUAUUCAUUCUUUCAUUGCAGAAACCGUUAUGCCUUUGAUAUUAUUGCUGUUACAUAAACAGAGUUGCUAAAUGUAAAACUGCUUUGAUGCCAUUUCUCCACAUGAAGCUGUUGUUAUCUCCUGUUAAUUUUCUUCAGAUCUAAAUGUCCUGUUUACAAGGGAGACAUGUUACUGUGUUUUUGGGAGCAAAGUCAUUUCCUCAGAAAGGUGUGGUUUCAUUUCAAAUUCAAAUUAACACAAUAAUUAAUUUCAACUUCAGUAGUCAUAGACUGUGUAUAAAUUUGGACGUGAAAUCUCCACUUCCUUUUGUAACUGUCUAACUACUUUAGCCAUUGUAUUUCAUGAGGGCCUUUGUACACUAGAGGGCAGUGUUGAAAAGGUUUCUUCUUACCUGUCAGUAGAACUCAUCACAGCAGGGAUGGGCUUCCUUUUAGGAUUCACUCAGUUUGGGAGAUAUGAGAUUGAUGUUGAAUUUUUUUCUUUUCCAUUAGGGAAAGAAUUUCCCAACUUACAUUUCAUGUUUUAUAUAUUUUCAAUUUUCAGCUGAAAAUGAUCAUCUUCAAUUCAUGACUUCUCCCUACAUUGAGUUCGUGCAAGUCUUCUUUUACAAAGCACAAUUAUUUAAAGAACAGUGUAAACAUUAAGUUGUGCUCUCAUGUUUUUCAGUCUGUUAAAUAGACACAGUUAAUCUCUGUAUAUCAGUGUGCCAGGCACAUCUAGCCACUUUAAAUCUACAGUAAUUCAUGUUGCCUGGGCAGCACAGAGGAGAACACAUUCCUCAUAGUGUCACACGUCUGCCUUGUUAAAAGCCAAUCGUCUAAAAACUUGCCAAAUUUAAAUCUGUGUAGUGUAUGUGUCUGUGUGUUUCCUGUCACAGCCGGGGCAGUGUUGGUGCAGAUUUGUUCUGACCAUUCAGUUGACAUAGCUCAACUAUCCAUUUUUGGGCCAAGCAGAUCUUCAUGUUUAUUGGGUUUAUUUCUUUUUUUAAUAUAUUAUUGCUAGAAUUUCCAAAGCAAAUGAAGAUCUCCGACCGCUUCUUGUGACCAGACUUAUUCCAUUAGCACAGACGAGAGAUCAUUUGGAGAUUUCAAGAUUUACUGGGGUCUUUGUAGCAUUUCUUGCAUGACAGCCUGACUAAUUUCUUUGGGAAAUGGGGAGAAACGCAGGGGUUGUUAGGCUCUUUUGUUUUGUUACUUUCAUCACAAUGAGAAAUGAGAAAGGGAGAUCUGAGAAGCACAAGUACAUAUGUGGGAUGUGUCUGUGUGUAUACUUAAUAAAUAAAAUUCUACUUUAAAAAAUGCAUGUAUAGGUCAGUUAUAAACAAACCAAUGUGGUUUAAAAGAAUAACACAUGUUCAAGCAGUCACUUGUCUAUAUGCAAUAGUUUUUAGUUGCUUGUAUUUCUCACUUUACAUAUGUUCUAUUUUAAUUUAAUGCUUUUCUGUAGAUAUGACAUGUAAAAUAAUUUGUUUUGUAAUGAAAUCUAUUUUUCAACAUUUGAUGCCAUAUUUUAAGAGAAACUCUAAAUCAAUUGCAGUCUCAGACAAUAUAUUUUACAUCUUUAUUUGUAACACUAGAGGGGAAAAUGUUUGUUCAUUUGAAAUAAAGGGGGGACUCCUGCCUCUGAAAAGACCUUUCCAGAAUUUUAUCCUUGACAUUGGGGUGAUAAAAGACGUUUGACAACCAUGAUGCAGUCCGCAUCAUCGUGAGUUUAACUUUUACAAAUAAAGUUUUAUUUAAAGCAAA